GGAGAGCUAUUCUUACUGUUGAAUUUGCGAGUACUACCUGCCCUAUAGAUUAAGAUUCGUAUUAAUGGAAUUUCAAUAUGAUUAGAGAGAAGAAAAAUGUUUCUUGAAUUCACUUCUUGAGCAGAAAAAUUGUAAGUCGCCAUUUAUACGAGUGGACUCGGUAUAUAUGUUAUUGAGUUGUCUCUGAACUCUCGUAGCUUCGGAAUAUCUUUUGACUAUAGACAACUAACUCUGACAGUAAUAAAGUGAUGGAUUUACGCUGAUAGAGGAGAUGAUAAGAUGAUAUUGAGCGAGAAACUAUUAACAAAAUGCUAAAUUGUUUAUUUAACCAAUGUGUGGUAAAGUGAGAGAAUCAUAAUACUACAAAUUUUAAUAAUCGACUUGUGUUGUAUAUGAAACAUAAAUUUUAAAAUACAAUGUAAAAGCUCCGAUAAUUUUCAGAAGUUUCGUUUGCUUGUGGAUUAUUUUUUAUCAAAAUGAGAUUAUGGGUAUUCCGAGCUUCCAGACUAGUUUCAAAAAUGUUUAAAAUAUUGUUAAUACUGUUUUGUGUAUGUUUGCGGAAUGUUUUAACAGGAUCAUAUAUGAAUAUGUUUGAAAUUCAAAAUACUCCACCAGAUCCUUGUUAUAAUGAGCGAGGUGAACCUACAUUGUGUACUCCAGACUUUGUUAAUGCAGCCUUUGGAAAGGAUGUUACAGCCUCAAGUAUGUGCGGUUCACCGCCAACUCGAUUUUGUAAAUCAACUACGGACAAAGAUGGUAGAGUUGUCCGGAACUGUUUUAUUUGUGAUGCGAAUCAUCCAAAACGUAUGCAUCCGCCAUCGUACUUAACAGAUCUGAAUAAUCCUAACAAUUUAACAUGUUGGAUGUCAAACACGUACGUUCAGUAUCCUCAAAAUGUAACUUUAAAAUUAUCUUUGGGGAAAAAAUAUGAAAUAACAUAUAUAAGUUUGCAAUUUUGUUCUGCAAGACCGGAUUCCAUGGCACUUUACAAAAGUAUGGAUUACGGAAAAACCUGGGUACCAUUCCAAUAUUAUUCUAGUAACUGUAAGAAAAUGUAUUCCAAAUCUCCAAGAGCAUUAGUAACAAAAGCUAACGAACAAGAUGCGUUAUGUACUGAGGAAUUUAGCAAUAUUGAACCCUUGACUGGGGCUCGGGUUGCCUUUAGUACCCUGGAAAAACGGCCAUCAGCGUACGAUUUCGACAACAGUCCUAUUUUACAAGACUGGGUGACAGCGACAGACAUCAUGGUAGUGUUUAAUAGACUAAAUACAUACGGAGACGAACAUGACGACGAAUCAGCGCGGGAAAGUUAUUAUUAUGCUUUGUCGGAUUUUGCCGUGGGAGGCAGGUGCAAGUGCAACGGUCAUGCAUCUCGCUGCAUAACAAAUCGUGAGGGUCAAUUUGUGUGCGAUUGUAAACAUAAUACUGCAGGAUCGGAAUGUGAAAAAUGUAAACCGUUCCAUUUUGACAGGCCAUGGGCACGUGCUACCAGCAGAAUCGCAAACGAAUGUGUCGCAUGUAACUGUAAUUUGCAUGCGAGACGGUGCACCUUUAAUAGGGAGCUGUAUUUAUUGUCUGGAUUCAGUAGUGGUGGAGUAUGUCUGCGCUGUAAACACAACACAGCUGGUCGCUUUUGUCAUUAUUGCAAAGAAGGCUAUUACCGCGAUCCAACUAAACAUAAAACAGAUCGUAGAGUGUGCCGAGCUUGUGAUUGUCAUCCUGUCGGAGCUCUUGGAAAAACGUGCAACCAGACAUCCGGGCAAUGUCCAUGUAAAGAUGGUGUAACAGGUCUUACUUGUAACCGUUGUGCAAAUGGCUACCAACAGAGCAAUUCACCUAUCGCCCCUUGUAUAAACGGAACAGCAGUGAAGAAAGGAAAGGGGAAAAAAGGAGAUAAGAAAAUUCCAACAGUUACACAGAAGCCUCCUCGCAAAAAUCCAAAGGGUGACAGGUGUGGAAAAUGCAGGAAGAAACAAAGGAGAAUUAACAACAAGAAAUACUGCAGAGCAGAUUUUGCAAUCCAGGCGGCUGUUGUUGCCAAAGAAUCAAUCGCAGACUGGAUUAGAUACACUAUCAACAUUAUUAGUAUAUAUAAACGCGAUCAAAAUCAGAAUAGAAGGGGCGAGACCUAUGUCUUUGUUGCAAAACGAGACCACAAGUGCAAGUGUCCAAAGCUUCGACUUGGUAGACGAUAUUUGUUGGUUGGUAGACAUCACAAAAAUAUACAGCGACCUGGAUAUCAAGUAGACCGAAAGACUGUCGUGAUAAGAUGGCGAGACAAAUUUCAAAAGCGCAUGCGUAAAUUUAUGCAGUAUGAACGCAGAUAUAAAUGCGGAAAUGCUUCACGAAAGAAACGCCAUUAAUUUUACGAUGUUUGUUUGUGUCCAGUGCUAUGUUGACGAGAACUAACUUUGAUUUUGUGAAAUCACAAACAUAUCAUGUAGAAUACUCAUUUUUAGUACCUCGUGUUUGAAAUUGUUGGAUGAUUAAUGUAUGUUUACCCUGAAAACUUGUGUUGAUAGGAAUUUACUGUUACAUAAUAGCUUUAAUAUGUCUUAUGUAAUUAAGUUAUUUGUUCUUGAAGAAAAUAGAAGAAACAAAGUGAUGAUUUACUCGUGUCAGUGCAGAAAGUGAAAACAUUAGUAAUAAUUUAAAGUGUGAAAAGAAUUUAAUGGCGUGUCGAUGUUAUGUACAGCUAAAUGCCUGAAUUUGUUGAAAUAAGCAACAGUGACGUCAUUGACAUUUCAUAUGGCAUCAUGGACAUUAAUAAGUUCAGGAGUUGUCACACACAUGCCACUCUAGAGUGUUGUUUAUAAGUUGACUUAAAGCACAAGUUCCAUUUCGUAUAGAACAGUUGACAGUGUUAUUAUUGUAAGGUUGUGUGUGUAAUGAUAUAAACAUUAUUAAGUGCGAAGGAGCACAAUGUUAUAUCAUUGGAAAGCCCUUUUCUAAUGGUUGUUUCAGAAUGUAUAUAUGUACAAGUUGUCAGUUGUUAUGUUGUAUUUGUUGUAAAUUUCAAUUGUGAUAUAUUUUAUUGUUAUUAUUUUUGUAAGAAUAUUUUUAUCACAUUUUAAAAUCAGCUAAAUAAUGAUUCUCAUAUUCGUGUAAGUAUGUAUAACAGUUUUUUACAUUAUAUAACUCUAGGGUUUUUGCAAGGGACUUUCUCAGUUUGUUGCUUUUUCUAACGUAAAUUCCUAAGAAGAGUGUACAUUUAACCAUUAUACUUUAAUAUUAUUUCAAGUUUUUGAUUUGACUUACAAGUUAUCAACAUUCGAUUGAAAGUUUGGUGAAGUCAUUAUUGCCACUACAAAUAAACUGAGGUCAUGAUUUAGUGUUUUCACAGAAAUAAAGGUUCAUUAAAAACUUGAAGUUGUCUCUAAAGGAUGACAGUUGCUAUUCCCGAUCUUAUAUAGAAACCAACCACUAGACUAAAUAAACUGAUUUUGUUCAAAGUUUGGCUGGAUUUACUAUCCAGUCAUGUAAACGGAUAAUGUAAACUUUAAAAAAAGUGACUAUCAAGAAAAGCAAAAGUCCAAAAUCAUAUACAUAAAAAAUUAUAACAGAAUAAGUCACAAGAAAAAUAUUUGUUACAACUUUGUUUUGUUUCAACAAACACUAUCAUAAUAUAAAGAAAUCCACGUCAUAUAUUUUAUUUCUUUCAUUUUUAGUAUAGCUUUAAUUUAUCAUCAUUUUAAUUCCAUUCUAUGACGUAAAACUGUGGGUUUUUUUUUGGCUACAAACUGUACAUAUUUGUAAGUAGUCGUACUUUAAGCCGUGAUAUAUCGGCUUUGCAAUAGAAAAAUACACGGCCAGUUAGUAGAAUUACUAUUUCAAACGAUUUGUGAUAAAUAAUGCAAUGUAUUUGAAAUACAACUUACGUACAUAAGUGUACUUUAUAUUUUACUGGUCAAACUAACUCCUACAAAAAGUUAUGAAAACGGAUAAGCAGACGAAAGUAAAGAAAUUCUAAUUAAUUCAAAUAGAGAAAACCUUAAUUUAGGUCAACAUAUCAAUUGAUAAAUAAAGUUGCAUCAUUUGACGUCAAAAUUUCUUCUUCUGAAUAGGAAGAAGUCGGUAGAGUUUACAUAGCCAAAUAUUUUAUUUCAAACAAGGACAUUAAGCAUUGUUUUAUGAUAAUUGUAUGAUAUUCGAAAGAAACUAUUCAAGUCAAUAGUUUGAGAACAAGGCGGAAGUAUUAUGAUAUUUUCCUCCUUUUUAACUGUUAUACAUUUUAUGUUUACGUUUUGAAAUAAUUGGUUAUGUUUCAUUGUUUCAAAAUGGAGAAAAAAAUGUUAAUAAAUGAGUAACCUUU
Messenger RNA from Mytilus californianus (California mussel), 4312 nucleotides. RefSeq names its product netrin-1-like. Gene Ontology annotation, molecular function: protein binding. NCBI's taxonomy places the organism in Eukaryota, Metazoa, Mollusca, Bivalvia, Mytilida, Mytilidae. The record is from RefSeq and is a predicted model, not a curated record. The transcript has 7 exons. The coding region runs from base 477 to 2363 and encodes 628 amino acids.